UACCACGAAAACCAUGAGUACCACGAGCUGAAGAAGAGGACCUCUCGGGAUUAUUGUCGAUCUCAUGCGCAGGAUCCCAUAUACAAGAUCCGCAAUCGCAUCAGCAAAUGGAUCACUAAAUUUGCUUGGGUCAGAGAAGAGCUGGAUUGGAAAUCACAUAUACCGAUAUACAGUGACACGAGAGUUGUCAGAUACUGCAAGAGCUGUGAGCAUGCGGGUAUAAGAGGCACCAAAUUAUGGUGGUGA
Messenger RNA from Aureobasidium pullulans EXF-150, 246 nucleotides. RefSeq lists its product as uncharacterized. The transcript has a single exon. The record is from RefSeq and is a predicted model, not a curated record. NCBI's taxonomy places the organism in Eukaryota, Fungi, Ascomycota, Dothideomycetes, Dothideales, Saccotheciaceae. The annotation marks the transcript as partial.